Fomitopsis serialis is the source of this 1134-nucleotide messenger RNA. RefSeq lists its product as uncharacterized. The annotation marks the transcript as partial. The transcript has 3 exons. The record is from RefSeq and is a predicted model, not a curated record. Lineage: Eukaryota; Fungi; Basidiomycota; Agaricomycetes; Polyporales; Fomitopsidaceae.
UCUGGUCCCACCUACCGCUUGUUGCCAAAACUUCCGACGUUGGCGAAUUGCUCUGUUGAGCAGCUCACACAUGCUCUGGACAACCUCCGUGCGAUCUACUGUCGUUCUCCGACGCCUCCACUUUCGUUGAGACUUCCCGUUAAACAUAUCCCCAAGCACAUCAUCCACGAUCUCUCCGCACCGGAUUCUGGAUACGCCUCCGCCGAAGAUGUCGAGGAGGAUGAAGAUGUCGUGGAGACAGGCAUCGAUGAUGCCCCCGACCCGGACAUUCUCCGCUCCGAUGCCUUCGAGCGCGACUUUGCCAUCCGCUGGCUCACAGGCUUGCCUCACGCUCGGAUACAUGGGUGUACGCACCUCCCGAGGAAGAGGAUCGACUCCGCCGUGGCCAUACUCGGCGCGCUUGCAGGCGAGCAGGAGGAGGAGGCCCUGACCCGAGAGUUCGUCUUCCCGUACCGUGAAGGGGAGAAGGACAUAGAAGUGGAGCUGAACGAUGCUCCCCUCCUCAGCACGGACCACACGUCCGUCGGCCUCCAGAGCUGGGCGAGUUCGAUCCUGCUAUCCGAGCGACUCUGCGCCGACCCUCAAGCGUUCGGGCUCGAGCCUCGCCCGAACGCAAUGCCACCACGCAUACUGGAACUUGGCGCGGGCACCGCGUCAGCGUUCCAGCCCCGCACCUCCUCCUCACCUCUCCGUCGUCGCAACGGACUACCACUCCUCCGUUCUUGACAACCUUCGAGCAAACGUCAGCAUCAACUUCGUAUCCUCGGGGUCGUCUGAGGACUCAGCGUCGCCUGUUGCCGUGAGGGCACUGGAUUGGGAACAUCCCGUGUACGAAGGCGAGCUCGCGCGCACGUUCAAUGUCAUCUUCGCAGCGGAUGUGGUCUAUCAUCCGGAGCACGCACGUUGGAUCAAGGCUUGUGUCGAGCGCCUCCUUGUACAGCCAGACGCGGAGCGUGGCGGCGAGGGAGGGGUGUUCUGGCUCAUCGUCCCGUUGAGGAUCGCGGGACACCACCAAGGCAUGAGCGAUACGGUUGGGGAGGUGUUUCCCAAUGCGGCAGUGGGCAGAGAGGGCGAGGAGUGGAAGCUGGGGGUGCUGGUCAUGAAGGAUAUGGAGAGGUGCAAGGGCGUUGGGCG